Molecule: messenger RNA, 1035 nt
Organism: Solanum stenotomum
Lineage: Eukaryota; Viridiplantae; Streptophyta; Magnoliopsida; Solanales; Solanaceae
Product: receptor kinase-like protein Xa21
Exons: 1
Coding region: 1-1035 (344 amino acids)
Molecular function (GO): protein binding
Source: RefSeq, a predicted model, not a curated record
AUGAAUAUGAAGAAGUUGGAAAGAAGAAACACUAUUGUUAUUGUUAUGUUAGUUGUUGUAUUUGAUCACUUUACUGCUUGUUUGGCUAACAUUGCCACUGAUGAAGCUGCUCUUCUUGCCUUCAAAUCUCACAUUUCUUCUUCUUCUUCUUCUGAUCCCAACAACAACAACGUAGUCGUCUUGCAAACCAACUGGUCUUCUUCAAUUCCAUCAUCAGUUUGCACCUGGAUAGGGAUCACUUGCAACGGGCGCCACAGAGUCACUGCUUUAGACAUAUCUAGCAUGCAACUUCAUGGUACCAUUCCUCCGCACCUUGGAAACCUCUCAUUUCUCGUAUCCCUUGACAUUAGUAACAACACUUUCCAUGGAGAUCUCCCAGAAGAGUUGACUCAUUUGCGGAGGUUGAAAUUGAUUGAUGUUACAAGAAACAAUUUUAGUGGUGCCAUUCCAUCAUUCUUAAGUUUGUUACCUAACCUUCGAUUCGUUUACCUUUCAAACAACCAAUAUUCAGGGGAAAUUCCAUCUUCCUUUUCCAAUCUAACAAAUCUUCAAGAGUUAAGAAUACAGAGGAAUUUUCUUCAAGGAAAAAUCCCUCCUGAAAUUGGCAAUCUUCAUUACUUGACUUUUUUAGACCUGCAAGGUAAUAGACUUACUGGCUCUAUACCGCCAUCAAUCUUCAACAUGACUUCCUUGACAACACUUGCUAUAAUACACAAUCGUCUUGUCGGUAAACUUCCUCUAGAUAUUUGUGACAAUCUACCAAAUCUUGAAGUUCUUUUACUAUCAACAAACAACCUGGAUGGCCUAAUCCCACCAAAUUUACAGAAAUGCUCAAAGCUACAACUGUUGACAUUGUCUGGCAAUGACUUCACUGGACCUAUACCAAGAGAACUUGGGAACUUAACUAUGCUCACAGUCUUGCAUCUUGGAGAAAACCAUUUAGAAGGUACGUCGUAUGAAUUACUCCCUCUGUUUCAAUUUGUUUAUCUAGUUUUGACUUGGCACUGGUUUAAGGAAGUAAAAAAGGACUUUUGA